Molecule: messenger RNA, 430 nt
Organism: Lasiosphaeria miniovina
Lineage: Eukaryota; Fungi; Ascomycota; Sordariomycetes; Sordariales; Lasiosphaeriaceae
Exons: 2
Coding region: 107-325 (72 amino acids)
Source: RefSeq, a predicted model, not a curated record
CGGCAAUUGAACGGCGACCAUAUGGCGUUACAGUCAAUAGCUAUACCCAUGAAACCGUUGUGCAGAGAGACAAACGGGAUCCUACGCACGUUGUGGGACGGAGGUAAUGAAAUCCUCUAGUGACUAUUGUCGAUCUCGUGGCAUGUGUCUCCAUAGUCCUUUCAUGAAUCAGACACAAUCUUUGACAGCCCUAUUCCAGUCAAGCCGCCAAUAUGCAUUCGGAAGGCUGGGCAAUCCAGACAUUCAUUGUAGGCGGACGGUGUUUGACACCUGUUCCGUUCACAACGUUUUCUAUCCCUAUAGGUGGUCAGCUCUAAGGCCUUGAAGACUUAUAUCUCUUGCCUCUGGGCGUCUUCGUUAGUUUCCAGAAUAUAGUGUAGACAAAAUUUGUGUACUCCAGUCAGGUGCUUGGAGAUGCUUAAUAUAUUCC